Molecule: messenger RNA, 570 nt
Organism: Volvox carteri f. nagariensis
Lineage: Eukaryota; Viridiplantae; Chlorophyta; Chlorophyceae; Chlamydomonadales; Volvocaceae
Exons: 2
Coding region: 1-570 (189 amino acids)
Biological process (GO): DNA integration; DNA recombination
Molecular function (GO): DNA binding
Source: RefSeq, a predicted model, not a curated record
AUGACACCCCCGGAAGAUAAGGUGGGGCCUGGACGGGUUCGUACAGCGAGUGCAGCAAUCAGCUCCUAUUUCCGCCUAGCCGGCAGAGCGCCCCCUACAGAGCACCCUGCCUGCAGCAUCGUCCGCGACCUCGCCGAAAAGCAACUCCAAGGCCGUAAGCUGGAACGCGACGCCCUGGAGCCGGCGGACGUCACGGUGCUGGCCCGGCUGGUUGGUGGGCCGGAGCCGCCCCUCGACCUGCUGAUGACCGUUACAGCCAUCGUGGUCAUGUUCGCGGGGUUCUUUCGGUUCGACGACGCUGCGGAGAUCAGCGUUCACGAGGACCUUCUGGUUAUCACGGCAACUGGCAUGGAUGUUUUCAUCCCUCGUUCCAAGACCGAUCAGCAGAGACGGGGUCACUGGGUCCCCAUCGCCCGCGUCGGCGGUGCCGUGUGCCCCGUGGGCCUGACGGAGCGCCUUCUCACCCUGGGAGGGUACAAACGCCGCCCAGACACGCCGGACGAGGACGUCGGGCCCCUUCUGCGGCCCGUCCAGUGGAAAGGGCCGGGGGGUACUUGUCAGGUCCUCUGA